AAACCCCAAAAUACCCUUCGUUUGCACUAAACCCUUCUCCUUUCCCUUCCAUAUUUAUAUCUCCAAACAAACAUUCCAAGAAAUCCGUAAUCAAGUCAAAGCUAACUCAACUGUUCACUAUGCAAAAGAGUCCUUCUGCUUCUUCCUUGGGUCCAGGUGGUCUAGACCUGGCUCAAGCCUUCUUCAAGCCCAUCCAAAACUCCGAUCCACAUUCCACCACCAACCGCCAUACCAAGAUCUCCGUCAUCGGAGUCGGAAACGUCGGUAUGGCAAUCGCGCAAACUAUUCUCACUCAGGACUUAGCCGAUGAACUUGCUCUUGUCGACGCCAAGGCUGACAAGCUCCGCGGCGAAAUGCUCGAUCUCCAACACGCCGCGGCGUUUCUCCCACGCACCAAAAUCAACGCGUCCGUUGAUUACUCCGUGACCGCUGGAUCUGAUCUGUGUAUUGUCACCGCUGGCGCCCGACAGAACCCUGGCGAAUCUAGGCUGAACCUGCUGCAGAGGAACGUUGCCUUGUUUUCGAACAUCAUACCUCCACUGGCAAAGUAUUCGCCGGAUUCGAUUCUAUUGAUUGUUUCGAAUCCGGUUGAUGUGCUAACUUACGUGUCUUGGAAACUGUCCGGAUUUCCGUCGAAUCGGGUCAUCGGUUCGGGUACCAACUUGGAUUCGUCGAGGUUUCGGUUCCUGAUCGCUGAUCAUUUGGACGUCAACGCUCAGGAUGUGCAGGCCUUCAUAGUUGGUGAGCACGGAGACAGCUCGGUAGCACUCUGGUCCAGCAUUAGCGUCGGCGGAGUGCCGGUGUUAAGCUUCCUGCAGAAUCAGCAAAUUGCCUACGAAAAGCAGACCCUUGAGAACAUUCACAAAGCUGUUGUGGACGGUGCAUAUGAGGUGAUUAAUCUGAAAGGGUACACUUCUUGGGCAAUAGGCUACUCGGUGGCUAACUUGGCUAGAAGUCUGCUCAGAGACCAGCGGAAAAUCCACCCAGUUUCAGUCCUUGCAAAGGGGUUUUACGGUAUCGACGGUGGUGAUGUUUUCUUGAGCUUGCCGGCACUGCUCGGUAGAGCUGGAGUCUUGGGCGUCACCAAUAUCCAUUUGACUGAUGAGGAGAUGCACAGGCUUAGGAAAUCGGCUGAGACCAUUCUUGAAGUUCAAAGUCAGUUGGGACUGUAAGAAACAAGUAUUUGUUCACUAGACUGUAGACAUUACGGUUGCUUUUGCAUCUUUUUCUUCUUUGGUAGACAUUACGUUUGCUGUUGCAUCUUUAAAAGGCCUUUUGU
Hibiscus syriacus is the source of this 1279-nucleotide messenger RNA. Its product is annotated as L-lactate dehydrogenase B-like. NCBI's taxonomy places the organism in Eukaryota, Viridiplantae, Streptophyta, Magnoliopsida, Malvales, Malvaceae. The record is from RefSeq and is a predicted model, not a curated record. Gene Ontology annotation, molecular function: L-lactate dehydrogenase (NAD+) activity. The transcript has 2 exons. Gene Ontology annotation, cellular component: cytoplasm. Gene Ontology annotation, biological process: carboxylic acid metabolic process. The coding region runs from base 120 to 1172 and encodes 350 amino acids.